Molecule: messenger RNA, 1737 nt
Organism: Juglans microcarpa x Juglans regia
Lineage: Eukaryota; Viridiplantae; Streptophyta; Magnoliopsida; Fagales; Juglandaceae
Product: ribulose bisphosphate carboxylase/oxygenase activase, chloroplastic-like
Exons: 7
Coding region: 165-1493 (442 amino acids)
Cellular component (GO): chloroplast stroma; thylakoid
Molecular function (GO): ribulose-1,5-bisphosphate carboxylase/oxygenase activator activity; ATP hydrolysis activity; ATP binding
Source: RefSeq, a predicted model, not a curated record
CUUAUAGGCAUCACUCCAAAAACUGUUGCAGUUCGAUUUCGUCUUCUACCCCAGAAAGCGUCUCACUUCGUCACAACCGUCUGUCUGGAACUCCUACAAUCAAUGGUUUCUGCUUCGGUUCCAGCUGUAGGAGCUAUUAACAUAGCACCGUUAGGAUUACUUAAAUGGAAUCAGGGAUUUAUUUUGAGUUGAUUGGGUGUAAGGAAAGGUCAUGGCUUUUGCAGUUGAAAUUGAAUGGCUCAGGAGCCGGAACUUCGGUUCCAAGUUCGGCAUUCUUGGGCAACAACUUGAAGAGGGUGAGAUCCAAGAUCACCAGCAAGAGGAUAUCUUCUGGUAAUUUCAAGGUCGUUGCGGAGUACAAUGAACAGAAGCAGACCUCAAAGGACAGAUGGGGAGGACUCGCCUUUGACAGCUCGGACGACCAGCAGGACAUUACUAGAGGAAAAGGAAUGGUGGAUACUCUCUUCCAAGCUCCCACGGGUUCGGGGACACACUAUGCUGUCAUGAGCUCCUACGACUACAUUAGUACAGGUCUUCGACAAUACAACCUUGAUAACACCAUGGAUGGAUUUUACAUUGCUCCUGCAUUUAUGGACAAGGUUGUUGUUCACAUCACCAAGAACUUCCUGAACUUGCCAAACAUUAAGGUUCCUCUCAUCUUGGGUAUCUGGGGAGGCAAAGGUCAAGGAAAGUCAUUUCAAUGUGAGCUUGUCUUCGCCAAAAUGGGAAUCAACCCCAUCAUGAUGAGUGCUGGAGAAUUAGAAAGUGGGAACGCUGGAGAGCCAGCAAAAUUGAUCAGGCAAAGAUAUCGUGAAGCGGCUGACAUCAUCAGGAAGGGAAAGAUGUGCUGCCUGUUCAUCAAUGACUUGGAUGCAGGAGCCGGUAGGCUUGGUGGAACAACACAAUACACAGUGAACAAUCAGAUGGUGAAUGCGACCCUCAUGAACAUUGCUGAUAACCCAACCAAUGUCCAGCUUCCUGGCAUGUACAACAAGGAAGAAAAUCCCCGGGUUCCUAUCAUAGUCACUGGCAAUGACUUCUCCACAUUAUAUGCUCCUCUCAUCCGUGAUGGUCGUAUGGAAAAGUUCUACUGGGCGCCUACUCGAGAAGACCGCAUCGGAGUCUGCUCCGGUAUCUUCCGGACAGACGGUGUACCCAAGGAAGACAUAGUGAAGCUCGUGGACACCUUCCCCGGACAGUCCAUUGACUUCUUUGGAGCCCUCAGGGCUAGAGUGUAUGAUGAUGAAGUGAGGAAAUGGAUAUCAAGUGUGGGGGUAGAAAGUGUUGGAAAACGGCUUGUGAACUCAAAGGAGGGACCCCCAACAUUUGAGCAACCAAAAAUGAGUCUCGAGAAGCUCCUUGAGUAUGGAAGCAAGCUUGUCCAAGAGCAGGAAAAUGUGAAGAGAGUCCAAUUGGCUGACAAAUAUUUGAAGGAGGCAGCUCUCGGAGAUGCAAAUGAAGAUGCCAUCAAGCGUGGAAAUUUCUAUGGUUAGGUCCUUGAACCUAAAGGGAAAGCAGCACAACAGGUUGGCCUUCCUGUCCCAGAAGGUUGCACAGAUCCAUCUGCAGCAAACUUUGAUCCUACAGCUAGGAGCGAUGACGGAUCCUGCCUGUAUUAGUUUUAGGUCCCAGAAUGGCUGUAACCACCUCUGUUUCUUGUGAUUGUUUUAGGAUUGUGUAUUUUGAUCUAAAAUUUCUUUUGAAAUCUUGUUUUUUCUUUUACUUUUUGAAAUUGCA